ACUCCGAUCAGCUGACCCAAUAAUUUGCCCUAUACCAGGAGGCUGUUGUCUUCCAGCCUCCGCCCUAUCUUCUUCCCCAACUUGGACCCAACCCCGAGAAACUCUUUGCAGGAGAGGAAAGGAGAUCGUGAUCGUUGAGGCCAAGAUCUUGAAGAGAUUACUGGUUCAUAAGUUAAAGAAGAAGUAAAGAUGUCUCCUGCGGAGUAUUCUCGUGAGGAUAAUGUUUAUCUGGCCAAGCUUGCAGAGCAAGCUGAGCGAUAUGAGGAAAUGGUUGAGUUCAUGGAGAAGGUGGCCAAGACUGGAAGUGUGAAUGAGCUGUCUGUGGAGGAGCGCAACCUCCUCUCGGUGGCCUAUAAAAAUGUGAUAGGCGCUAGAAGGGCCUCGUGGAGGAUAAUAUCUUCCAUUGAGCAGAAAGAAGAGAGCCGCGGCAAUGAGGAUCGUGUGGCGAUUAUCAAGGAAUAUCGUAGCAAGAUUGAGGAGGAGCUCAGCAAAAUCUGUGAUGGGAUCUUGAAGCUGCUAGAUUCUCAUCUGAUUCCCUCUGCUACGGCUGCUGAAUCAAAGGUUUUUUACCAAAAGAUGAAGGGUGAUUACCACAGGUACCUUGCUGAGUUUAAAACUGGAGCAGAGAGGAAGGAGGCUGCUGAGAGCACACUAUUGGCUUACAAAUCUGCUCAGGAUAUCGCAUUGGCAGAACUGGCCCCAACUCAUCCAAUUAGGCUGGGUUUAGCGCUGAAUUUCUCAGUUUUCUAUUAUGAAAUCCUCAACUCUCCAGAUCGUGCAUGUAAUCUUGCAAAACAGGCCUUUGAUGAGGCUAUCUCGGAGUUGGACACUCUUGGUGAAGAGUCCUACAAGGAUAGUACUUUGAUCAUGCAACUUCUCCGAGACAACUUGACUCUUUGGACCUCUGACUUAACGGAGGAUGGUGGGGAUGAGAUGAAAGAAUCCUCAAAACCAGAAUCAUGAGGAGCUGGUCCUCGUUUCAAAUAGAUACUAUUACUCCUCAAGACAUUGUUGUGUAGGUGAACAUCUUAUUUUCACCUAUUAAAGUUUAGUCAAGUAUUUAGUGAUUGAUGGUGAUGAUUUCUACCAUUUCUAAUUGGAUACUGUGCUUGCUGUGUGCAUCAAAAUGCUCUUUAGGGCUUCUGGCCAACUAUUCUUGCUGAAAAAAAAUGUUUAAUAGAUGUUAGCUACUACUGGUACAAAUCGUAUUAUUUCUCCCAGCUAUCUAAAUAUGGUGUCUCUUUAUAUUCA
Messenger RNA from Dendrobium catenatum, 1251 nucleotides. Its product is annotated as 14-3-3-like protein. NCBI's taxonomy places the organism in Eukaryota, Viridiplantae, Streptophyta, Magnoliopsida, Asparagales, Orchidaceae. The transcript has 6 exons. Gene Ontology annotation, cellular component: cytoplasm. Gene Ontology annotation, biological process: signal transduction. The record is from RefSeq and is a predicted model, not a curated record. The coding region runs from base 190 to 963 and encodes 257 amino acids.